GUAAAUAGUGAGGCCCAAUGAAUAAAAAGCGGCAGCCCAAUUGUGCUCACAAAAUUUCUAAUACCAAAACCCUACCUCACAACCAUGAUAUAAUCUCACUUGGCCAUCAAAUUUCUCAGACUGCAGCGACCACCAUGGGUGCCUACACUUAUCUAUCUGAGCUAUGGAAGAAGAAGCAAUCCGAUGUGAUGCGAUUCCUUCUCAGGGUUCGCUGCUGGGAGUACCGACAGCUUCCUGCCGUUGUACGCGUCACCCGCCCCACGCGACCCGACAAGGCCCGGCGCCUUGGUUACAAGGCCAAGCAGGGGUACGUAAUCUACCGAGUUCGUAUUAGGCGUGGUGGAAGAAAGAGGCCUGUUUCCAAGGGUAUUGUCUAUGGAAAGCCCACAAAUCAGGGAGUUACUCAACUGAAGUUCCAACGCAGCAAAAGGUCUGUUGCUGAGGAGCGUGCUGGACGUAAAUUGGGCGGUCUACGGGUUCUGAGUUCUUACUGGAUCAAUGAGGACUCUACUUACAAGUACUUUGAAGUAAUAUUGAUCGAUCCAGCUCACACCACAAUCCGCAAUGACCCACGUAUCAACUGGAUCUGCAACCCAGUCCACAAGCACAGAGAGCUUCGAGGACUUACAUCGGCUGGAAAGAAGUACAGGGGUCUCAGAGGCAGGGGCCACUUGCACCACAAAGCACGCCCUUCAAGAAGGGCCACAUGGAAGAGAAACCAGACCCUUUCUCUUCGCCGUUACCGUUGAUCAUAAGCAUUUUUGGGUUUUCGAUAUCAGACUCCAAAUAUGGUUUGUGUUCCAGGAGUUGCACACACUAUCUUUAGGAGAGUCUUUAAGUUUAUUUGUUGAGCGUGUAUUACAGAUUUAUUGCUAUUGAACUUUUAUAAUCUUUGAA
Molecule: messenger RNA, 897 nt
Organism: Salvia splendens (bonfire salvia)
Lineage: Eukaryota; Viridiplantae; Streptophyta; Magnoliopsida; Lamiales; Lamiaceae
Product: 60S ribosomal protein L15
Exons: 4
Coding region: 18-749 (243 amino acids)
Biological process (GO): cytoplasmic translation
Cellular component (GO): cytosolic large ribosomal subunit; ribosome
Molecular function (GO): RNA binding; structural constituent of ribosome
Source: RefSeq, a predicted model, not a curated record